Molecule: messenger RNA, 345 nt
Organism: Pteropus alecto (black flying fox)
Lineage: Eukaryota; Metazoa; Chordata; Mammalia; Chiroptera; Pteropodidae
Gene: SMIM17
Product: small integral membrane protein 17
Exons: 3
Coding region: 1-345 (114 amino acids)
Source: RefSeq, a predicted model, not a curated record
AUGCAGAGCCUCAGGCCUGAGCACGUCCGGGAGCUGCUUGAGCCAGAGAGGACCAAGAUGCUGCUGCCUAGGGAGAGCAGGGCCUGGGAGAAGUGUGCCACCUUCACCAAGGACUGGGUGGCGGUGGAGGUGGGGACCUCCAUCUGUGACGGUGAUGAGAAAGGUCUGUCUUCUCAAGAGACUGGGCUUCCUCAGGAGUGGAGCUUGGUGGAGGAAGACUCAGAGGAGUCCCAGGGCUUUGUGGAAUGGCCAAAAGCCCCACAACAAACAACUAUACUCUUAAUCCUCUGUGUGCUUUUCUUGUUCCUGGUUUUGACAGGGAUGCCGAUGAUGGUUUACAUUUAA